GGGCACUUUCUUUUUGCACUUCCGGCGGCGAGAGCAAGGUGGAGGUCGACAUUUUGUCCGGCAAGUAACAUUUCCCCUUGGAACUCGACAUGUUCUCGGCCCUGCAAAGAGUGGGCGCUUUCGCGCCGGUCUGCGUCCAGACCCGUAACAUGGCCACCCUAAAAGACAUCCGGGUGCGCCUGAAGUCCGUCAAGAACAUCCAGAAGAUCACGCAGAGUAUGAAGAUGGUGUCCGCUGCAAAGUACGCCCGUGCUGAGCGUGACCUCAAGCAGGCACGACCGUACGGCGAAGGCGCUCAGGCCUUCUACGAGGUGGCCGAGAUCAAGCCGCCCGAGGGAAAGCAGAAGACGUUGAUUAUUGCCAUCUCUUCGGACCGUGGCCUCUGCGGCGCCAUCCACUCCAGCGUAGCCAAACGCAUCCGAACCAUGAUGCAGGAGGAUCCCCAGCUGCUCGAGAACGCUCGAAUCAUCUGCGUCGGUGAUAAGGUACGCGGCAUCCUUCAACGGCUCUACGGCAACAACAUCAUCCUGAGCUUCUCGGACUUUGGCAAGAAGCCACCCAUCUUCGACGACGCCGUGCAGGUGGCCAACGCCAUCCUGGGCUGCGACUACGAGUUCGACAAGGGGAUCCUCAUGUUCAACCGCUUCAAGUCGGUGGUGUCGUACGCGACGACCGACAUUCCCGUCUUCAGCCUGGAGACCGUGACCAGCAGCGAAAAGUACACGCUGUACGACAGUCUGGACGCCGAUGUGCUCCGGUCCUACCAGGAGUACUCGCUGGCCAGCCUAAUUUACUACGCGAUGAAGGAGAACGCGUGCAGCGAACAGAGCUCGCGGAUGACCGCCAUGGACAGCGCGUCCAAGAACGCAGGAGAGAUGAUUGACAAGCUGACGCUGACUUUCAACAGGACCAGGCAAGCGGUCAUCACCAAGGAGCUGAUUGAAAUCAUCUCCGGUGCGGCCGCGUUGUAGACGCUACCUCACUGCCAGCCUCUCUCCUGUACCCGGGGAAGACUGCCGACGUGCCCGCUGAGGAAGUCGUGGAAAACGCACCUACUGCCGCCAUUUUUGUUUUGUCAGGAGGGGCUGUAAUCUUGUUCAUUACAGAAUAGGAAAAGAUGAAGAAAAUGAAACUUA
Molecule: messenger RNA, 1136 nt
Organism: Rhipicephalus sanguineus (brown dog tick)
Lineage: Eukaryota; Metazoa; Arthropoda; Arachnida; Ixodida; Ixodidae
Gene: ATPsyngamma
Product: ATP synthase subunit gamma, mitochondrial
Exons: 2
Coding region: 90-971 (293 amino acids)
Biological process (GO): proton motive force-driven ATP synthesis
Molecular function (GO): proton-transporting ATP synthase activity, rotational mechanism
Source: RefSeq, a predicted model, not a curated record